AUGAGUGAAGCUUCAGUGAUACGCAAGGCUGCACAGGCCCAGUCCACAGCCAGCGGUAACACUCAGAUGACAUCACGACAGCCAUACAUCAGUGAGACCAUUGCCUCCAAACGUGUGUGCUUUUACAAAAGCGGUGAUGCCCAGUUCAGCGGCCUACCUGUGGUCAUCAACAACCGCACCUUUAAAACCUUCGUGGCGCUCUUGGAUACCCUGUCCAAGCGCAUGCCACUGCCAUUCGGCGUACGCACUAUCACAACUCCUCGCGGUCAUACGGCAGUUCAGUCCCUUGACCAGUUACAUCAUGGCCACUCAUACAUUUGCUCUGACCGUCGGACCGUCAAACCCAUUGACCUGGAGAGGGCACGCCGGAAACUGCCACCCUGGUAUCACGCCCGGCCCGUUAGCGCCCGGCACUCGGCUUGGCAGGUGCACAGUCACGCUGCGCGUGGAACUCGCGGUGCAAGACGGAACGAGCAUGCCGCCCUGUUGCGCACGCCAAAACGUCUGGUGGUGUUUCGUAAUGGAGAGUCAGAGGUAAAGCACACACUGAUGCUGCAGAAGAGAACAACUCACUCAUUUGAAGCGCUGCUGGAUCACAUAUCGGAGCUUAUGCACUUCCCUGUACUCAAGUUACACACUCCUGAUGGAAGAAGGGUGGAUGGACUUCCUGCAUUGAUAUUGUGUUCUGGAGUGUUAGUGGCUGCUGGCCGAGAACCCUUCAAAAAAAGAAACUAUGAUGUACAGAAGCCAUCUCCACCGACAUGGCUACCGGCUAAAAGAGUGGGAAGGCUACAUCCAAAAGCCCGGAAAAAGAAGUUCAGCAGCAUCACAUCUCACCCCUUCUCACAAUCCUCUGAACGCUACUUGGUGAACCAGAUACACCACAGUAUGGCAGGAAGCAUGUGUGAUUUUCCAAGUAACCCAACUCGCUCUAUGGAAAUAGAGUCGGGACAGUGUCUUGAGUCAGUUGCUGAGACGGACAUGAUUACCUGUCUGGAUGGCGAGGGGGAGGCAGAUAUACACAUACCCCCUGAUGAUGACAUCGAGAAAUCCUUUCAAGUCAAUCAGGAUGGAAGUAUGACUGUAGAAAUGAAAGUACGCCUCACUAUUAAAGAGGAGGAAACCAUUCAUUGGACCACCACAGUAAGUCGCUCCAGUGUGAACAAUCAAAUUAAAGCAGCCUCUGAGUCCUGUUCUAAUCUGGAUGCUCAAUUACCCAACAACUUGCCCACAAUCAGUGAUCUUAUGACCACAGAGGUCAAUGGGAGUGACCCUAAAGACAGCAACCCUACCUGCCAUGAGGAAGGUGGUAAGGCAAAUGAACAUAGUGAAAUCAAUGGUGGUGCAGCAAGCAUCAAGUUAGAGCCCCUUAUGCCCCUUACCCACUCUCCAGGGUGGCACAAGGUACAACAAAAACAGUACAUCGAGAGCAACAGUUCGUACUCCUACAAGGAAGAGCUGGACAAUGGAGAAAUGAUGCAAGAAUACUGCAUGGUUCGCCAUUCCAGCCAUCCUGUACCCAAGCCCCGAGGCUCUUUGCUCUGUGAAAUGAAAAAUAUCACCACCACACAGCAACAGUCCAGCAGCUACAGAGCUUCAGAGGUUCUCCAGCUCCAGGAAAAUAGGAAGGAUGUGUAUGAGACAGUGUUACAAAUCUAUGAUAAGCAGACUUGCCAAGAAAACCUCUCUGGCAACACGCAACUUGAUUUGCAAGGUUUUGGCAGUUCACCAUCUACUGACACGGUCUUCCCAUCAUCUUCAGAUAAAACAGUCCAUUCAUCUAGUGAUGAUAUGGAAUCUGAGACCUUGGCCUUGGCUUCCACCAAAUGUCAGUCAAUUAGGAAACAAGAAAACCCCUUUAUACACCAUACUUCCAUUUACAAUGCAAGCAAAGAGUUAGUAACUCAUCCGCCGCCUGUUACUGCAUCCACAAAAGCAUCAUUAUCUAGAGGAAUUUUAACUCCUGGUACAUCCAUAAAGAGGAAGCCAGUGAGAGUAAUUGUGAAAAAGAAUCACUUGUUUAAGACUGCUACUCCAGAAAGAAAACAAAAGGAUGUUAAAGCUGAAAUUCUGAAAGAAAUAAAGAAAAUAAGAGCUGACAUAUUAAGCCAGACAGGAGCAAUGAAACUUAAAAAGCAUUACAGAGCCAAAGCAGUUCAGAAACUUCUCAAAAGCAGGAAUAAUGGUGGUAAUGGAAGCAUAUCUCUAAAGCCUCAAACAGAGCAGUUAGAGAGUAGUGUUCACCUGAAAAGAGAAGAUUCAAGCCUGUUAUUGGUUGAAAAAGAAACCCCUACUAAAGUCUUGGCAAAGACAAACUUGCUUCAUGCAUUACAGAGCAAAGGUACAUUAACACGACAAACAUCAAUCUAUGAGGAGAGUGGUUCUCAAGGAGAGACUCAAGAGAUCAGUCAAAGUAUGUCUCUUCCUGCUCUCAAUUCCUCAGCCUCUCUAAUGAAAGAAUACGUUGAACUCUGGCUACAAACGAGUCAGCCUGAACCAACUCCUCGCCUUGAUGAAGAACCACAGAAAAACACAAGCAGCUUUCAUAUUGUUGGAGAGCAGGAACCUUCAACAGAAGUGUCAGAGAAAAAUUGUGAACUUGUGGAGGGAGGAGAGGGGUUUGAUACAGUUCAGAGGACUGCAGUAGCAACAAACCCCUUUUCAACAAAUGCCACAUCCCAAGGUCAUCUUGCUUCCGAGAGAACUUCCCCUUAUAGAAAUUUGCCAAGAAGUACCUCAUUGAGAAGGACCCCUUUGAGUCAUGAAAUGACACCAUUGCCUAGAAAGCUGACUUUGAAAAAGUCCUCCCAUUCCUUAUAUUCUAUGUUUGAAAAAAAUCAAUCAGCUUUGGGAACCUCUUUGAAAAAGACUGGCAAUGUUCAUCUUAAAAGGACACUAUCUCCAGUAAAUACUAUGCAAGGCACUCCACUGCCUAGCCAGCCCUCAUUAGAAACUAUACCCAAAAACAACACAUUGGUAAAAGCAUCUUUGUUCAAUAAUCAAUCUGUUGCAAAAAUGGCACCAUCAACAAAUGACACUGUUGACAAGAAAGAGCUCCUCGGACUUUCGAUCAAAAAGCAAACCCUUUUAAACAAAAAUCAAUUAAAUAGUGAUAACUCAAAGAAAAAGGAAAACCAGUAUUUUGAGUCAAAGAGUAAAUCCUCCACAAAUGAUAAAGAAGAAUCUGAAAAUAGAUCAUACGAUAUUCAACCAAAGCCCCUGACAGAACAGAUAAAUUUGCAAGCAGAAAAGUUCUACACAGUCAAAAUGGCUGUCAGGCCAGAUAUGAAGCCUGUGCUUGAUCAGCUUUGCCAUUCUAUUCGAUCACUUUUUGAAAUAACACGGCACAAGCAUUCAUCAUGUUUGAAGAAGUCCCAAAGUGUGCCAGAUUUUUCUUCACACCUGGCAUCUACAUUUGGCUCCUCAUCCAGAGUACUUCUUGCCUUUCUUGCCAUUAUGACUUUAAAGGAAGGUUUAAAUCACUUAAAUGCAUGCCGUCAGGCUGAGAGCAACAUAAGCUGCUCUGAGGCCAUGUUCAUGCUGCAAUUUCUAAAGGAACUGGCAGGAAUAGAAGAUGCAGAGCAGCUGCAGGCAAGUCUGACAGACCUGCACACCUCAGCAUCUGUUCAGUUCCUACAGAGCUGGAAGGGCUUCCAAGAAUUGAGCAUUAAGAGUCUCAGUGUCAAACCAGACUCCACUGGGAAUGAGUCCCUUCAUAGAUCAAGUUCAAAGAAUGAGGAGCAGGCUAUCCAAGUGCUAAUGGGAAAUUUAGGUGUUCCUGAAAGGGUCAGAGAGGAGCUAGCAGCCUUCAGCAAUGUAGAUAAUUAUGUGACAUGCUAUCAGGAUGAAAACAUUGAGGUUAAUGAUUCGCUCCCAGAAGUGAAUGUCAAUGGAUUUUCAGAGCUUUACUACAGAGAAGACAUGGUUAAUUCCUCAGAUUUUGUGCUUGAGGAUUAUGUGAACUUUUAUGUUCAUUCAAUUAUUGAUAGAGCGGUAAAUGCACAUAUUAAGGAGAGCUGUAUAUUACAGAAAGACAUUGUUGUGAUGGCUGAUAUACACAAGAAAGAUUUAAGAGAUGAAAACAUCUACAAUGUAAAGACAACUGAAAAGGGUGACUCUAUACCUGAUUCAGAUAUCUGUGAGGACAUGCCAUCUAGUGAAUCUAGCUUUGGGGCGGAGAUGCACAGAGAGUUGGUUUUCAAGAGAAUAGAAGGCAGAAUUGAGGAAGUAAGACAUGAAGAAGAAGCAGUCAAAAAACAUCAGGAAAUGGAGGAAGAGAUGAGAGUAGAGAGACAAAGGGUAAUUGAUGAGGGAAGAGGUACAUUUGAAGAAAACAGUUCUGAAGUAGAGAAUCCUAAAUCUAUGGAAGAGGUGAUGAGAAAAGUGCUAAAGGAUAAAGUGGUAGAUAGAGAUAGAGCUAAACAACAAGACUCUAAAUUGUUCAAGUCACUUGUUAGCUGUGAAGGAAAACUGACUUCCUCUGAAGAUGAAAAUUUAAAUCAAGAACUAGAAGAUGGUACAUGUGAUGAAGGGCUUGACAACAAAUCUUUCAAUGAAGAAAAAAAUCUUGCUGUGAAAACUCCAAUGCCAAAUGAUGGAGUAGAACAGAUAUGCUCAAACAAAGAGAUAUCAGGACCUUGGCAAAGUGAGUGUCAGACAUUUCCAACACAAGACCAUGCAUUUUCUGAAGAGCAAGGUAUUCCUAAUGAUAUUCACAUUGAACCAAAUGUGGAAGUGGAUGAGAUCAAAUGUUCAAAAACACAUCAAGACUUUUUUAUGGAAAGUAUGACUUAUUCUGAGGAGGAAAAUGUAAUCAUAGAGCCACCGGAAUGCUACACCAUUUAUCAAGAGGACUUUGAGGAGCUUCCAGAGGAAGGUAUUGAGGAGUAUGAAGAAAAUAAGAUUGAUUUUAAGGAAGAAAGAGCAAAUACGGUGGCACAACUUAUCAGUAGUCUACAAGAUCAAGAAAGAACAGUGGACAGAAAGCCUUAUAAUCCUGCUCAGAGCUCUGGUGAAAAACUCUUGAACCACAUGAACACAACAAAUUUAGAGGCACCAAAGAUUAUCAAGCCCACCAAGAGUGCUUCUAUAGAUCUUCUCUCAUCUUCACUGGCAUUCAGCUACGAUUCCAAAAACAGUGCUUUGUCUAAAGAUCCAGAGGCAAACAUCCAGAUCAACAGAGUAAAAUCUAUUCGAGAAAUGUUUCUUGCAAAGAGCAACACUGACAUGCAGCAUGGACAGACAUGGCCAACCAGCCCAAGUUCUGAUCUGUCAGAUUACCAGCCAGAAUCUUCUGACAGCAGAGAACACCAGACAUCAACAUCCCCAGAGGUAUCAACAGAAGAUAAAGACACAUGCAGGUUGGCCAUAGCCAAGGGUUAUGUAAAAAGAACAAUCGAGAGGCUGUAUGGAAAAGGUUCUAAAGGAUCUGGUUCUGAUGAGAAAAGACCUCCAUCAACUCAAAGGACCAAGCAACGAGAAGGUCUUCGAGGUACACAUGUCACCAGUCUGGCCUCCAUCCAUGAGGGCCGCACAAAUGUCAUAUCAGAUCUGUCAUACUUCAAUGCCACAAGUUCAGUAGAUGGCUUCAAUGAGCCACACAUUGUCACUCUAAACGCCCAGGUGGGACCCAAGGAUGCAGUCCUCAUUGACAAGGGUCGCUGGUUACUUUGGGAAAUGAGUCCCAAAUCAUCCCCAGAGCCUGAAGACACACCCAUGAAUGUAAAAGAGAAGGAGUCCUUGGCUAAACCAGAGCAGGAUUCUGGGAAAGAGUUUGUUCCAUACUCUUUAUUUGGCCCUACGACCCCUGACGAGGCUCUCGCGGAACAAGGGGAACUUGCUGGGACUCAAGGGAUGAAUUUUACCUACUUUCACCUUCCAAAUGCCAAUGAUUCUGAGCUAGAGGCAGAUAAGCAAAAAACUGACACUCCAAAGAGGAAAACAGAGAACAAAGUGACUCCGCUAACAGAGCCACAUAAAUGUUGGGCUAAGAAACAUAGCAUUCGAACUGUCUUCAGCCCACCAGACAUCAAGAAAUCAGCUAAUAAGGUGCAUCCAGUGACAGAAACGACACUUCCGGUAGUUACCCAGCCAACCAAAGGUCAGAGUGCACAAACAAAGGUUGUAAGGCGCUCUGCAGAACCUGAUGCACUGGAGAUACUAUAUAUGUUUUGUGGAGAGCACUGCCCAAUUCUCUAAACUUGCCUCAGACUGUGAAAAAAAACUUAUUUUGUCUUAAUUAAUCUUAGUCCUCACCUUAACACUGGCAAUGGCCACCAACAUGAACCCAAACAUGAAGGACAUAAGACUGUUGUUAUGGAAGCAUUCAAGUACUUUAAAGGGCUAGUUCACCCAAAAAUGAAAAUUCUGUCACCAGUUAUUCACAGGCCCGGAUCUAGAAAGAUUACAUUAAGGGGGCAAUGACAUACGAAGGAGGGACGUCGGGGGUGGGAGGGUUGGAUGAGCAUGUGUCAUGUUGUUCCAAACCUGUAUAACUUUCUUAGCCUCUGCCAAAAUGUGAACUUUGUACCUGAGAUUUCCUUUUGUGUUCCAUGGGAGGACAGAAAAUCCUCCCGGUUUAGAACAACAUGAGGGUCAGUGAAUGACAAAAUUUUCAUUGUUGGGUGAAAUAUCUUUUUAAAGAGUGUAAAAAAGGUUGGAUGAGGACAGAACUGAGCUGAAGAUUAAAUAUUCUGCUCUGAAUAUUCUGUCUGUGUUAUGAAUUAUAGUGUUUAAUGUGAAACUAAUGUGAAACUACACUUAUUUUGUACCUCAUCAGAUAGUACAUCUGUUAGUCAUUCCAUUAGUAAUGUCAUUAAUAUGCUUUAUAUACUGUAUAUAUAUAUAUAUAUAUAUAUAUAUAUAUAUAUAUAUAUAUAUAUAUAUAUAUAUAAACAAACAAAAUCAUUAUCAAAAUGUGAAUUAUGCUGGGUAAAAGGCAUGGUAAUGCAAAAAUGUCUGGCCGCAAUUAAUUUCUUACCUCUUUAGAAUAUGGACACUUGAGGUGAAACAAGUCAUUUCUGUCUUCUUGCUCAAAUGAUAGAACAUUUGUUGAUGCCAGGACAAGUCAUGUUAUUUGUCUUCAUCCAACAGUGCUUGUUUGUUGUAUGGCCAUGUUGCCUGUCACUGCCCGGGGAAAGAAAAUACAUUUAUUUAAAACAAUUAUAGAUUGUCAGAAAUGUGUGUAUUUUAUCUUGUUUGUUAAUGUGGGCAUGGUUGAUUUAUACCAGACUGAGUUGUUUUUAACUCUUGAUAAAUAAAUGUGUGUGAGGAAGCUGUGCACAGUAAGACUACUCACUGCAUGUAGAAAAGAAAAAAACAAAUCUGUGUUGAUUUGUCAAAAUGCAGCUCCUCAGUCACUGGCAGCUGAUAUUGUGUUAUUUCUUUGAAUUUGUUAUUGAUUAAUAAUUUAAUUAUUAAUAAUCUAUUGUUUGUUGUUUGUUCUUUAUCAUGAACUGGUAAUAUUUCUCUCUGAACACUUGUUUACCACUGGAGGUCAGACUGACCAGUCUACUGCUAUAGCACUCUAAUUCCACUUAGUGGCAGCAUUAGUUCUUAUAAAAUUCUAUUUUAUAUUAAAAGCAUGGUUCAUAUAAUGUUUCUUCAUCAAUUAUUUUUUGCAUGUUCAGCACAUUUUAAUGAUCAUCCUCCCAUACACAA
Molecule: messenger RNA, 7659 nt
Organism: Myxocyprinus asiaticus (Chinese sucker)
Lineage: Eukaryota; Metazoa; Chordata; Actinopteri; Cypriniformes; Catostomidae
Product: oxygen-regulated protein 1-like
Exons: 3
Coding region: 1-6198 (2065 amino acids)
Biological process (GO): photoreceptor cell development; retina development in camera-type eye; intracellular signal transduction
Cellular component (GO): axoneme
Source: RefSeq, a predicted model, not a curated record